This is a messenger RNA of Penaeus monodon (black tiger shrimp), 1380 nucleotides long. Its product is annotated as ovostatin-like. The transcript is spliced from 11 exons. The coding region runs from base 1 to 1374 and encodes 457 amino acids. Gene Ontology annotation, molecular function: endopeptidase inhibitor activity. Lineage: Eukaryota; Metazoa; Arthropoda; Malacostraca; Decapoda; Penaeidae. The record is from RefSeq and is a predicted model, not a curated record.
AUGUCAGCAGGCAUACACAAACUGGGUUACAUUAAGUUAUCAGAUGUUACAGUUCUUCCCAUUUUGCAUGAAUUCCCUGACAGUUCCACAGGAUUAGGGUAUCCAGCUCUUCAAACUACCUGUUUGGCAGCACCUGUGAUCAACAGAGUAACCAAACGCAAGUUCAAAGUAGAGAAAGCAGAAAGUCAGAGACACAUAUACCUUCGCCGGAUCCACAGGAAGUGCAGAAUAUACAAGCCUCAGAACAACACAAAUAAUCAAUCAUCACAAAAUCACACACGAGAAUUACAACACCAACUGCCACAAAUGAACUCCAAGUCACAUCAACAUUCACAUGUGAAUUCACAUUCACAAACUGAUCCAUGCGUCCUCCAGUCUGGCCUCGAGUUGCUUCUCCUUCAGUCGUCUCCCAAACUCCGUGCUGACGACACGCGCCUCUCCGUUGCCAUGGAGAUGCCCGGCGUGUCGACCCUGAUGCUGGAAAGUCUCGCUCUCUUGUGUUUGGUCUUCAGUGCCUGCAAUGGCGCCUACAUCAUCACGACGCCUCGCCAGUGGGCGCCCGGGGAAGAGAACCAGAUCUGCGUGAACGUGCCCGACGCCGCCGCAGACGCCGGCUUCAUCUCCCUCAACAUGAAGACGACCGAAUACAACAGGCUGGGCAGAAGAAACGUUACUAUCCUUCCCGAGACAACGUUUGAGGUCCCCGCGGGACGGGUGGAGGCCUGCCAGCAAGUGAUCGCCCCCCACCGCACCUUCUACAACGUCGACCUCCACCUCAGCGGGAGAGUGGGCGGGGCUGACCUGAAGGAGACCCGGAGCAUCAGGUUAAAGGGCAGCUACAACCUGACCAUCAUCCAGACGGACAAGUACCUGUACGAGCCAGGUCAAGAGGUCAAGUUCCGGGUCCUGACAAUUCACGGGUCGAAGGGUCAGGUCGUCACAGAUCCGUACCCUGAAAUAUGGGUGACAACGCAGUCAGGAUUCCGGGUUGCACAGUGGAUGAAUGUCGACAACUCGGCUGGUCUCGUCCACCUGUCCUUCCAGCUGGCUGACGAACUCGAACAGGGCCGCUAUACCAUUGCGGUGAAGGGCUCGGGACGGAUGACCAGGAGGAAGGUCUUCAGGGUGGAGGAAUACGUCCCGCCCCGAUUUGAGGUCAAGGUCACGCCCCCGGGCUUCCUCUUGGCCAGCGAUGCGCAGUUCGCGGUUGAAGUCUCUGCCAUGUACUCUUUCGAUCGCCCGGUGAAGGGAACUGCGACUCUGGUGAUAUCUAACGAUUUGAGCAGGAAAUGUAGAGCCGUUGUUAAGAAGAUUGGUGAGAUAAAAGGUCAUAGGAAGUUCGAAAUCGACGCCUCGGAACUGCGCAUUCACUGAGGUGAG